Messenger RNA from Aspergillus welwitschiae, 1343 nucleotides. RefSeq names its product NAD-dependent epimerase/dehydratase family protein. The coding region runs from base 266 to 1234 and encodes 322 amino acids. Lineage: Eukaryota; Fungi; Ascomycota; Eurotiomycetes; Eurotiales; Aspergillaceae. The transcript has a single exon. The record is from RefSeq and is a predicted model, not a curated record.
CAUUAACAUUGCAUAUGUAUUCUAGACGUUCUAGAAUGGUUUACCCCUGACACACCUGCUUUUGCAAAAUGAGGCACAAUUUCUGGUAGUCUGGAUGAGCUCCAGGCCGAGAUUUAGGAUUGUCAUUCUGGCGUCAUGGGCGUCGCAGCAACCAGCGCCGUGAGAAUUGCUCGCUACCAUCAUAUCCACGUCAUGGACUCAGACCACCAUCAUAUCAGGUCCACAAGAUGCAAUUAUCCCUGCAUCGUCAAAUCCCCAGUUAAAUAUGUCCAUUCCACGACGAUCAACCAUUUUCCUGGCGUAUAUAGCUCCCUCCCGGCUUCUCUCACGACAGAUCCCAUAUCACAUCCGCCAACUCCACCGCAAGAAUUUCUCCAGCCUCAAUCCCACCGCUAAUAUGAAGAUCGCCAUUACCGGAGCCCGCGGCACCGUAGGACGCGCCGUUGUCAGAGAGGCCUCUCAGGCCGGCCACUCCACAGUCCAGGUUGAUCGGACCGAUACUGAGUACGAUGGGACGCCCAAUUCCGAGAUGAAGACCGCAGACACGGCCAAUAACUACGAAGCCACGCUUGAAGCCUUCAAAGGUUGUGAUGCCGUUAUUCAUCUUGCUGCCAUACCAGACCCCAUAGGGAAGGAUGACCAAGUGGUACACAACAACAAUGUUACAUCGGCAUUCAACGGCUUCUAUGCUGCUGCACAACUGGGGAUCAAACGCUUCUGCUAUGCGUCGUCAGUAAACGCGAUCGGUCUCGAAUAUGCCACGCGACCGCUUAAAUUUGAAUACUUUCCCGUUGACGAAGAAGCACCGCCCAACCCGACAGAUUCUUACGCACUGGCUAAGCAAGAAGCUGAGACCCAAGCAAGAACAUUUGCUCGAUGGUUUCCCGGAAUGAACAUCGCGUGUAUGCGUAUCCAUGCUGUGGCGUCCCGUGAGGAGGCACAGAAAGGACACAAUGAGAAUUGGGAGGACUCAGCCGUUAAGAGCUUGUGGGGAUGGGUGAGCCCGGAUGCGACGGCAAGAGCCUGCUUGUUGUCUGUGGAGAAGGCUGAGAAACUCAAUGGAUGUGAGAUAUUCAAUGUUGUUGCUCCGACCACGACGCAGGACACGCCGUCGAUCGAGCUUGCGAAGAAGUAUUAUCCCGAUACCGAGAUUCGGCACGAACUCAAAGGAAACCAGUCUUUCUUUACAGCUGAAAAGGCGAAUAGGAUCCUCGGAUGGGUACAUGAGGAGUGACUGGCCGGUAAGACAUGUCGCCUUUAGAAGCGUUUUCUUCCGAUAUCGAAUUGAAUGAACCAAAUCAGUCUGUACUGCCAAGCAAAUAGCAAUGCCGACUUGUGAAAGU